UGUGGCGCGUGAACAGAGAUCUUGAUUGAGGCACUGUGGCACUUCCAUCAGCUGAUCGCGACAUUCACCACGCUCUUAUUGAACCUGUUCUCUGAUAAAUUAGGGCAGCUUGAAGAUGCUGCCAUUUAAUCCGCCUAUUGUGAAACGACUGCUCGGGUUUAAGAAAGGAGAAGGCGAAGACAAGUGGAGCGAGAAGGCUGUUAAGUCACUUGUUAAAAAACUAAAAAAGACAGGCAGUCUUGACGAACUUGAAAGUGCCAUCACUCAAGCUGACGUCAAUACUCGGUGUAUUACAAUCCCGCGAUCUUUGGACGGUCGCCUCCAAGUGAGCCACCGCAAAGGCCUGCCUCACGUCAUCUACUGCCGUCUGUGGCGCUGGCCUGAUCUGCAGAGCCACCACGAGCUGCGUCCCCUCAACCACUGCUCGUACGCUUUUUCCCUCAAGAAAGAACUUGUCUGCAUUAACCCAUACCACUACACUAAAAUUGCUCCUCCAGGGAGUGACGGGAGUGCUGUGCACGGUUCAUGCGUCUGUUAUCCUGACUUGCCAUCCAUCCUGGUACCAAGAAACCAGAACAACCAGCACCACCACCACCAGUUCUCUUUCUCACCACCCACCAGCAUCACCUCCCCGUCCUUCAGCCCGCGUCAGUUCAACGAAGACUCUAAACCUAACAUCGCAACAAUGCCGGCCAAGAGCCUAGGUUUGCCAGACAACAACUUAAUGAUCAAGGCAGAGUCUCCAGAUGAAGACUUCGAGGACAUCACCGAUACGUUCUCCCCGGGUGCUGGUCUCUGCAAGGGCUUUGCUAACGUUGGUCUCACCACAUCAUCACAAAGGAUGCCAUCAAAUGGCAUCAACAUCAUCAAAAAUGAUAACAGUCCGUCGGGAUCACCGCAUUACCAGCCGCUGCUUAACUCUUCUGCCUCGCACAAAACUCAGCUCGGGACUAUGUCAUCCAUGGACGAUAUGCAUGCCCCACAGCAGCAGCAGUCACAGCCUAACAAUAGGUACAUGCCAAUGACCAGCAAUGGUAUAAACAACGGUACUACUAAUACCGGUAACAAUUGCACUGACGCCGGUAACAAUUUCGUUACCAGUAACGAGUCCAGCGACUUCGUCAUGGGCGGCAACACCAGCAACGGUUUCAUCAGCUGCUCUGCGGGCACCACCAACAACUGUCCCGCCGGGUUCCCCGCCCUGGACCCCUCAUCCCUGGAGGAUCUCAACCCCCUCGUUGACAUAUCCCCGUCCCCAGUGUCCAUGAGCGACUCCCUCGUCCAAGGGGAUGGCAGUAAUUCCCCUUCUUCCCUCGCCUCGGGGUUCCUUCCCCAGCUCUCGAACGGCAGCUUCAAUGAAAUGGGCUCACCGACUCGAUUUGCGUGCUCCACGUCCAGCGCCAGCAGCCCUUUGAGCUGCAGCGGCUCCAUGGCGCCGCCCGGCGGCUCCCCGCCUCCAGGAUACAUCAGCGAGGAUGGCAGCCGACACGACCCCAUGGAGGAGGUCUGCUCCCAGGGCGAUGACGAUGAACGACAUCGUUCGAACAAUGUCAACCAGGACGAAAGGAUGGGUGGGGCCUCGCGAUGCGUCAUCCGUGGGCGUCUGGUGAGUGACGCUGCUGCCACGUGGCGUGUUGCGUCCUGCCACGUGGCGUGUGUGGCGUGCUGCCACGUGGCGUGUGUAGCGUGCUGCCACGUGGCGUGUGUAGCGUGCUGCCACGUGGCAUGUGUGGCGUGCUGCCACGUGGCGUGUGUAGCGUGCUGCCACGUGGCGUGUGUAGCGUGCUGCCACGUGGCGUGUGUGGCGUGCUGCCACGUGGCGUGUGUGGCGUACGUGCUGCCGUGUGGCGUGUGGCGUCCUGCCACGUUGCGUGUGGCGUCCUGUCACGUGGCGUGUGGCGUGCUGCCACGUGGCAUGUGUGGCGUGCUGCCACGUGGUGUGUGUGGCGUGUGCAUGGCGUGCUGCCUCGUGGCGUGUGGCGUCCUGUCACGUGACGUGUGGCUUUCGGCCAC
Hyalella azteca is the source of this 2013-nucleotide messenger RNA. RefSeq lists its product as uncharacterized. The record is from RefSeq and is a predicted model, not a curated record. The annotation marks the transcript as partial. Lineage: Eukaryota; Metazoa; Arthropoda; Malacostraca; Amphipoda; Hyalellidae. The transcript has 6 exons. Gene Ontology annotation, molecular function: I-SMAD binding; RNA polymerase II cis-regulatory region sequence-specific DNA binding; DNA-binding transcription factor activity, RNA polymerase II-specific. Gene Ontology annotation, biological process: transforming growth factor beta receptor signaling pathway; cell differentiation; anatomical structure morphogenesis. Gene Ontology annotation, cellular component: heteromeric SMAD protein complex.